CCCAGGCUGCAUCCCAGCACAUCUCUGCACACUCUGCUCGGCAGCUCUCUCCUCUGACACAGGAAAACAAGGGGAAAACAUCAACAGCAACGGGAAGGACAGCAGCAGCAGCACAUUAAGAGUUAAAAACUGGCUAUGAAGGGACGACAAAAAAACACAGAAACCCACAAUGAGGACACAACUGAGGACAUGACAGCAGCUAUUAAAAGCCCGGACCCACAGCCUGAUCUCCAACCACCGGAUUCAUUGUCUCCAUCAUCAUCAUCUUCUCCCCCUUUUCCUCCGUUAGCCAUGCCACCUUCUGGAUCUGCCUCAGCUCUCCUGGCUCUGGCAUCUCCAGCCACGAGGCGCUCUAUUUCUAUGGGAGACUUCCGGAGGGUGACAGGGGCUCUGCUAGCAGGCUCAGAACCCCCUUCCACCUCUGCCACAGCCCCCUCCUCCAAACUUGUCACCCCCAGCUCCAGCAUGGAGUUUGAGGCAGCUCGGCGGCGCCUCCUGGAGGUGGAGGAGCGUCAGCGUGUCAUCAGAGAGAUGGAAAAGCGUCUGGAAGAGCUUAGGGAGGUGUUUGUGCGCUCAGAGCAGGAGGUGGUGCUUCAUGGGGAACUGGUGUCGCGGAUAUCAAGUGGAGCCCAGCAGGGGGAGCUGUACGUGGCGGAGAACAGCCAAAGGCUCAAGAAAGGCCUGAAGUUCAAGAAACAUCGACCUACCAUUGUCUUUUCCUCCAUGCUUGGACUUCGCACAUGCCUCCCCUGGCCUAUGAAGCUCAAAUAAGACUAUAUAUGCUUGCAUUUCAUCCAUCACUUUAGGAAUGUGCUUUAAAUAACUGGGAAGAUAGACUUCCAUUCUUUAUCUAUCCCUCAUUGACACGGCUGCUCUCUAGUUUCCACCUUUUCUUCUCUUGUUUCUCGAGGCUGGUCCUCGGGGGACUUUAGAGUGCCUACAAUAAUCACAGAUGCUAGUAAGGAGCUUUCCUUUCAGUGCAUUUCUGAGGAAAUUAUCUGGCUUGGAAACCAGUCAAACCAGUACCAGUGCAAUGUGUACAGAAUGUCAUUAAUUCUUCAUUACUGUCACACAUAUUUUGCUGCUUGCUUGCAGUUUAAUGUGGUGUUGGAGUUACACAGGAGAGAUUCAGACAGAAUCUAUGGUGCAUGGAUGAGUCAUAUUUCAGGUGAUGUGCAAGGAGAGGCUCAGAUUGGCCUUGCGGGGUAUCGAGAGCUUCCCUGCACAUGGCUUACAGCUAUGAGAAUUAUGUAAUAUUAACUCUUUCACAAAAUGGAAAGGAAACAACCAGGUGAAUUGGCAAAUACAAAAAUAGAUUUAAAAAAAAAAUAAAGAGAUAAUGAAAGCAGUGAACAAUCUGCUUCUUCGGCUCCAUUGCGAGAGAUGUGAAGGGCAGUGAAAGAGAGAGGAAGGUAAAGAUUGCUGCAGCGUUAUGUAAAACCAAGGAUGCAGGAACAGGAAAUGUAAGUGUCAGAAAAAUAGAAAUGGAAUAAAUUUUAGAACUUAGAUGGCUUAUAUCUACAAAGAAAAUGUGCCUUGGCUUCUCUGAGACUCAUCCACUACCACAGCAUCUGCUUCUGGCGGCAUAAACACGGAAGACAGCAGGAAAGAAAUUCGGGCUGGAAGAGUUCCACCUGUGGCCUCUUUUUAUCCAGUCACCUAGCAACCAGUCAUCUCUCUAUCCUAAAUCCUCUUGCGCAAACAUACAGAAUGUAUCCAGCAGAGAGCUGUAACUACAACACUAUGAUUUAGCUGUGGCGAUCCCCUGAAGGAUUUAGGAGCUAAUAUUUCUACGUACUUAUUUAAAAAUCUACUAGAACUGGCUGCGUGGGAAGACUUACUAUUGAUAGAAGCUUGUUGUUCAUGCUGUUUAUUUGAUGAUUUGGGGCUACAUCCAAUGCAUGCAUCAGCUAGAAAACUAGAGCAUCACCAUUUGCUGACUCUGUCUUGGUGCUGUAUGUCACCAUAAGCGCUGCAACGUUCCCCCUCUAAUUGCACUCUAAGUUAGAUAAUAAGUUCAGAUUCAGGGUUAGUUUGUGAGAUGUGUGAGAACAUUCAGAAUAUUUUUUGCUAUACUAAAAGGUUAGCCUGUAAUUAUGCUCUAAUCUGCAAAGUCUUUGUCCCAUAUGCAGAAGGUGGCCUAAUUUUUUUUAAAUAUAUAGAUUGCUCUCAUUGUUUUGCCCCAGUUCUUCAUUUCAUUCCUCCCAUUUCUAUUGUCUCCAGAUUAAACAAUGACUAAGUAGCUCUUGUAUUCAUCUGCUUCAGCAGGGAUAUCUAUUUGUGGCAUUUGAAGGUUAUAGCAGAGAGGCAAGGACUCAAUCUCAGUGCAGCAUUUGUUGGAAAAAGCAGAGUUGUGAGUUUGCGGUGGUAUCCAGCUGUGUGUGUUACUUCCCGAAAGAAUCAAAAAAGCGUUUUCUGCAAAAGCACAAUCCCUGAUGGUGCUUUGUUUGCUCUCCUAUUACAAACGACCUCACCGAAGAACAAAGGAGCAGGGCUGCUUACAAAGGAGGCACAUGAUGUGACCGUAAUUGCUUUUUGUAGGUUUCCAUAAACUCCUGUGCACUUAGGCUGUAAAUGUUUCAGAGGUGAUGCAGAGAAUCUCUGUGAAAUAAGGAAUUUCAGAAGACAACACCGGUAAAUUGCUCAGAUUCAGAAUGAACUGCCUGUAUCAAAGACCAUGCAAUUAAUGUAAAAAAAAAACAACAAAAAAAACAAAAACACAACAAAAACAUGAUGCAUGUUAAAGUAGACGUGAAGGCUAAAGCGUGAGUUUAAAUUUGACGGGUUGAAGCAAAUGAAAUCGUCUGAGGUAUUUUCUAACUUUGAUUUCAAGGGCUUAAAUAGUUUGCCUAAGUUUCUUGUCAGCACAGUAAAGGGGGUACUCUACAAAUUUUACACAUGAAGUCCAGUUAGCUUGUAAAGGGGAAAACCACUUGGACUGUGAAAGAUGAUGCAAAAUGUCCUUUGUGGCUCAGGAGGGGCUAUUCAAAAACCUGAGGUCAAGGCUUCUGCAUUUAGGAGACAAAAAGGUCUUCAUGUGUUGAGAAGGUUUCUCAGCUUUGUUCUCAAACCAAACAGAAUCACUGGAGUACCCCUUCCAGCAAAGGAAACAGCAACUUCAGUGUCACUGUUGAGCAACCAAUAGAUAGGAUAAUCUUAUCACUGAAUAUUGAUUAACUGUGUAUAAGCAUUCCACAUGGCCAAGGUAUCUAUUUACUGCUUGCUUGUGCACAUCUAUACCAAACAACAUUCAGCUAAGCUAGUUGAUAGCAAAAUGUUUUGCAGCAUAAAAUGGUCUCAUAGGCCUUAAAUAUGUAUUCAUGGUCCUAUGUAUAUAACUAGUUAUAACCUAUCAUCCAGCUGGCCUAUACUGUAGAUUGCUUUCAAUAUGCCUUAUGCAGUAGGUGUGCAUUGGCAGUUCCUAUAACGAGGGUGACGAUAUAUGAUCUGGUUAACUCAUAGACCGCAUCCAGAAGCAUCUUUAUCUGAACAGCAAAAAAAAAAAAAAAAAAAAAAAAAAAAAACACUAGUCAUGCACUGCUGUGGGACUGCACCGUUUCUGUUUUCUAUGAAUGAAAAAAAAAACUGUUUCCCAAAGAUCUCUGGGCCCACUUGCGGAAUGAAUGUAAUGUUUAUUGCUAUGAUUUUUUUGUUUUUGUUUCUGUUGUUCUUUUUUUUUUUUUUUUUUUUUCCAAAAAGCUGAUCAUAUAGUGUAAUCACAUAUAUCUUGUUUGGACCUGUGAUUGGCAAUAAAUGCUCUUGUGUUUAUUCCAUACUGCUGGAAUUGCAUUUAAGGUGAUAAACUUUUGAUACAAACUCUUUUUGAAGAAGUGGAAACUCUCACAGCCCUUUACUGACACAAACGCCGGCCGACCACAGAUCCAAAACCACCUUUCUGAUUGCUAUUUAUCCUUAGAGCAUUUUAAUAUUUUGUGUUUGUUAUUGUGUGAUGCUAUGUAUGAUAUAUAUAUUUAUGUUUUGAGCAUUUCAUUUUCAGUGAAUCAGGUGUUGAAUAUUUACAGUAUAAUAUUUUUGCUGAUUGAGAGCUGUAUAUUCUACUUUAGUAUGAAUGUUAAAUCAGAUUUUACACAAUGUUAUAUGCUUAACUGUAACUGCAGGGUUGUUGUUUUCAGAGUUAAAAUGAAGCUGAAAUGGAAGUUAAUUAUGAUGUAACUGGUGUGCUUUUGAAAAACAGGCUUUUGGUUUCUGCUGCAAAGUGAAAUAUUGAAUGUUCUGCCCUGUUUUUUUGCUUGAAUUUGCUACUUAUUUUUUUUUCUUUCUUGACACUGUUACAUACUUGAGCACAUUGUGCAAGACUAGUAUGAUUUUGUGUUUUUUUUGUAAC
Archocentrus centrarchus (flier cichlid) is the source of this 4345-nucleotide messenger RNA. RefSeq names its product syntaxin-4-like. Gene Ontology annotation, cellular component: nucleus. The transcript has a single exon. Gene Ontology annotation, biological process: regulation of cell population proliferation. The record is from RefSeq and is a predicted model, not a curated record. NCBI's taxonomy places the organism in Eukaryota, Metazoa, Chordata, Actinopteri, Cichliformes, Cichlidae. Bases 136 to 771 code for a protein of 211 amino acids. Gene Ontology annotation, molecular function: DNA binding.